Messenger RNA from Haliotis rubra (blacklip abalone), 5970 nucleotides. Its product is annotated as delta-like protein D. Gene Ontology annotation, biological process: Notch signaling pathway; multicellular organism development; cell communication. The transcript has 15 exons. Gene Ontology annotation, cellular component: membrane. The record is from RefSeq and is a predicted model, not a curated record. Gene Ontology annotation, molecular function: calcium ion binding. NCBI's taxonomy places the organism in Eukaryota, Metazoa, Mollusca, Gastropoda, Lepetellida, Haliotidae. The coding region runs from base 1391 to 3793 and encodes 800 amino acids.
ACCUGGAGUACUGGACGCCUAGCUCCGCUGGUUGACGUGAGUUAUCUACCUGUUUCACGCAGACAGCUGAAGGCGGCCCUUACUCACAGCGGGCUAGCUUCACAACACUUUUAUCUACAUGGGGAAACUUUGUAGGGAUUGAAGCUAUAUACGCUAACGACCAGCAGACUCCUCCUUACACCAUCCUGGGAAUACGAGGAUUUAUCUCAUGACGAGACGGAUGUAAUUACUUUUGCAAGAUACUCUUUGCUAGAGAGAGUCGAUAUGUAUGUACUGGUCUCGAUUUCUUAUCCAAACAGUGAUUAGUUCUGCGAAUAAACCUUUAGGAAGGCAUAAUUUGAGUGGAGUGUGUAGUUUCAGCAUUAAGAUCGUAUUGCUUUGAUGGCUGAAAUGUGAAUGUCUGCAUUGUGGUCACGACUCACAUGUUCACCCCGCUCUGACAAUGAAGAGGAACCCAUGAAUAGAUGUGUUGAUUAGAAUUUGGAUUCCAGUGAAUGUGAACUCUGUGAAUUCUUUUAUGGAUUAUCUGUGGAUUUAACAUGUGUUUAAAUCUUAGAGGAACAACUUAGAGGAACAAUAUCAAUUCUAGUGCUGGCUUCUAUACCAAUCUGCACCAUAAACUGAACUUUUCCACGUUAGCAAGACUGCUGACUUUUUCAGGGACAGCACCUUUCCUGAAUGGAUUAUUUUCUAUCACUGGUGAAAUAGUGAGUUCUGAACAUCAAUUCAAACUGAAUUAUAAACAUCCCCCAAAACAAGCAAGAACAGAAUUAUAUACAAUGCCUUGGUAAACAGAAUUGUUAAUUGGGGAAACAAAAGCUAUCAGUGUACAAUAGCUUGAAGGAAGUACAGUGUCGUCAGUGUGCAGUUUGUCAUGCCAGUUGAUUGCUCCGCAGCGCACGCUUUCCCACGCUCUCUGGUCUCUUCUACUUGCCAGCGAGGUGACUGGUGGUGUUGAAGUCCCUCGAGACCAUCAUACCUGAUAGGAGUCUGGUUGGCUGUUGAGACACGACAAGAACCAACUGAUGCUGCUAUGUAGACCCAUACUGCCAUCAUGUAUCCCACAGUGCGCUCCUGGUGGUCAACUCCCGUGGGUCAGGACCCUUCAGACUAAUCUCCAAUAUAGUGGAUACACUGCCAGAAGGACCCCUCCGGGGCUCGGAGACUGAUCGAUAACCUAAUCAAUUGGACGCGUUGUUGGAGUGGACAGUUUGGGUUCAUGCACGGUUGACAAUAAAGGCGUGGCCGGGUGUUGACGCACAACCAACAACUAGUGCUCCUGUCAAUCAACCUAUAGUGGGCGGAGCCAGUCAGCGACAACGAGGCUACUAGGUUCUGGAGCAAUAAUCAGAAACACAGAAGUAGCAAGCGCGGUCAGUAAACAACAACGAUGCGGGCACGGAAAGCGGCAAGCUUUGCCGUACUCUGGACAUUACAAUUGUUGUCAUUAGUGUCCCAGGUACUGUCCAGCGGUAAAUUUCAGUUGGAACUUGGACUAUUCCGCAAUGACCACGGACUUAACAAUGUUGGAAAUUGUUGCAAUGGAUAUAGAUCGGAAGGGAUGUGCACCUCCAGCUGUAGAACGUUCUUUAGGAUUUGCCUUACACAUUUUCAAGCCAAUAUUGAAUUGGAUCAUGAGUGUACAUUCGCAUCAAAGGAAACUCCUGUUCUUGGGGAUAAUACCAUUGAUUUCAAACGAACGGAUAUAGCAGAGAAGCUCCAGAACCCUAUCAGUUUUCACAUCGAGUUUUCAUGGCCGGGUUCAUUUUCACUUAUCGUGGAGGCUUGGCAUGAUGCAACCCUCAGUGGUCCUGCUACCGGUAGCCCACGUGAGCUGAUAGACAGGUUAGCUAUACAGAGUUCCUCUCCUAUCAAUGAAACAUGGCGGCGGUUUAACCGGACCACGCAAUACACCCAACUAGGCUACGGCUACCGUUAUGUCUGCGACGACAACUACUACGGCAGUGGUUGUUCAACCAUGUGCCGUCCCAGGGAUGACAAUUUUGGUCAUUUUAUGUGCAACGAGAAGGGCGAGAAAGUGUGCCUCAACGGCUGGAAGGGAGAUUACUGCGAUGAAGCUAUCUGCCUGCCUGAUUGUCACAAGGAUAAUGGCUUCUGCGACCAGCCGAAUGAAUGCGAAUGCCGCAUGGGUUUUCAGGGGACCUUUUGUGAUCAGUGCAUCCCUUAUCCUGGGUGCCAACACGGUUCCUGCAAGAAACCAUGGGAAUGCAACUGCGAAGAGGGCUGGGGCGGCCUCUUUUGCAACCAAGAUCUGAACUACUGCACGCACCACAAGCCGUGCAGGAAUGGCGGCACGUGCACCAAUACCGGGCAGGGGAGCUACACCUGUGCCUGCCCAACUGGGUACACAGGUACUAACUGUGAGAUAGAAAUUGACGACUGUGAACGCCAGCCAUGCAUGAACGGUGGCACAUGCAGGGACUUUGGCACUGGGUUCUUGUGUGACUGUACUCAAGGCUUCUAUGGGAAACAGUGUGAGAACACAGCCAACUCCUGUGAGACCAAGCCAUGCAGUAAUGGAGGAACCUGCCUUGAAGACAAGGAGUCCUACAAGUGUAUCUGUCCUCUCGGAUAUGAAGGCUUUAACUGCGAUAAUGAGAAGAACGAGUGUGUAGGAAACCCAUGCAAAAACGAAGGUCGUUGUAUUGACCAGUUGAAUGGAUUCCGCUGUGUUUGCAAUACUGGAUACAGUGGUCCGACCUGCGAAGAGAAUGAGGACAACUGUGUCCAGAACCCUUGUCUCAACAACGGAACAUGUGUGGAUGGCUUCAAUGACUUCACAUGUCGCUGUGUGCCAGGCUUUGUCGGACCCUUGUGUCAGAGCAAUGUUGAUGACUGCAUAGUGCGUCCAUGUGCUAAUGGUGGUUCUUGCCAUGAUAGGAUCAAUGAUUUUUCUUGUACCUGUGCUAUUGGAUUUACUGGAAAAACGUGUGAGAUAAAUAUUGACGAGUGUGAGUCAAGACCUUGCCAGAAUGGAGCAAGCUGUAUGGACCGUGUUGGCGAUUACAACUGUAAAUGUAUGGAAGGAUUCUGGGGCAACAACUGCCAAUAUGUUGAAGGCCAGACCACACCAAGAGUUGAACAGACCACUCCGACUACUGUUCCUGCUGAAACUACAGAGGUGAUUGUGAAGGAGACAACUGAAGGCAACCAUACCGCUGUUGUGAACCGUCACAGAGGCAAUCUUGAGGAUGGACUGACCACAACCCAGCUCCUUAUCAUCAUCUGUGUAGGAUCUGGAGUCCCUCUCGUGCUCAUCAUUGUUCUGGUGACAGUGUGUUUGUGUCGCAAACGUCACCACAUGAUGCAUGAAAAUAUGGAGAUAGAAAGACAACAAAAUAUUGUCAACAACAUCAACAACUCAGUCAAGUGUGUGGACUCUCACAUUUUUACAACAAUCCCUCAGAGCACGUCAAAUAGUUCAAGUAUUAAAAAUAGCAAUGAGGAACAAGACUUAAAUAGGAAAAAUUCAAAACAUCUUUUAGAAAAAUCCAAUAGCAGACAAUUUACUAAAGACUUAAAUACACAUGAUCAGCCACCAACAUACUUACCAAAAGACUUAGAUUAUGAUUAUGAAAAACCUUCCAGGAGGUUGGACCUGGGUGCAUCUUCUCCAGUGGAUUCUAGUUCCAUUAGUGACUACAGUCCACGGGACUUAGAAGAAAAUAUUGCAAAACCUUCCUAUUCAGAGACAAACAGAAACUCUAUUUUAGUGUUAGAGCCCCCCAAUCGCCAUUCACAUUGUGAGGAAGUGUUGGCCACGGAGGUCUAACAGUGUGAGACAGUGACUCCAGCAUACAUCAGUGCAUUGCUGUAAAAUACAUACCGCAUGAUUUGUCAGUGUUAUUUAAGUGCCUUUGUUUUGUAUAGAGAUGCAAUAUGAACGUUGUACAGUUGAAGAAGCUGCCUGGAUGCUGUUGUUCAUACGAGAUUAUUUAUAAUGUGUUGUUUAACAGACGGCUUCUGAGCCUUGUACAAUAUUAUGCAAAGCUUUGUGGAACAGUGAUGUGGACAAAGCCAAUAGGCUUGCAUUCUGCGAUUGAAUAUGAGGGCAUCUUUAUGAGAAAUUAUCUCAUUGGACUGGGAGUUUCAAUAUACAUGGGAAUGUAAUUCCAUAAAACCAGUGCAGUGAGGACAAAACUGAGACCAAUACCGACGGGUGGACGGACAUCGGCACCUUGUAGGCCACUGCCAUUUCCACUUCUCAUGGACAACGUUCCUUCCCACAAUGCAUUGCUUCAUGCCAACUGAUGAUUGGUUGAGACUUCUUGGGUGUGAGUCUGAUUGGUUGACACUGAUCAUGUGACUAUUCAUGAGGACAUUACUGCUUCACCAUCUUGGGAAGACUGACUAUUUCCAUGGACUUGUACUGGACACUACCAAACAGUGGAUUUGUUCUGAUCAUCCCUCACAGCAGUUACUUUUGUGCUAGUUCCAGUACUUGGUACAUUUUUGUGCAAUCUGUUCAAACCAAUAUAAAAAGUAUUUGCCUAUAACAUGGCCCAAUAAGGCAGAGUUGUCCCAGCUCACAGACCUAUCUAUCUGGCUCUAUGUGGUUUUCUAGUCUUGUUAAAUUGCGUUACACACAGAGUAAUGUACAGAUUGUUGCAUCGUGAUGAUGACGAUGAUAAUUAUAAUAGUUGCCAGGGUCGCUGUCCAAGUGUCGUUGGUACAAUUUACGAUUCUGUGACGCGAUGACAAAAUAAGCGUUCACAAAUGUUUUUCUGAUUUUUAUUUUUUUUGAAUACCAUUAGUUGAUUGCUUGUCAUAAUACCCACACUAUAAAUACCACUGUAGAUUGUGAAGUUAUGGCACUUUGACAGCAACCCGCUUGUGUAAAAACUACUGUAUAGAAUUCUCAUGGAAACUGAUGUGUUGAUUGUAAUGAUUGACCAAGUUGAUUAAGUUAUUGAUAAAUUACCGGUGAGGUCUUCUCACGCACGGUAGUAAGUUGUUGCCAUUUUCAAAUCAGUUAUGACUGUUAAAUUAACUAUAGUUUGUCUCAAAUUUUGGAUUAUUAUAACAGUUGUGGAAAAUGCAUGUGAACUUGCUUUUGCUUUAAGAAGACAACUUCAAUAUGUUCAGUGAUUUUCUCAUUGAGUGUACUGAAAGCUUGAACUAAUUUUGUAAUAAGAUAUUUAUAUAUAAGAUAAACAUGAAAUGAUUAGAAUCUAUUUUUGAAAUAUUUGAAAUGUUGUGAUGCUUACAAAUUUUGAUACAAGCUAUAGAAAAUAUAAACUAUUUAAUUUUAUUGGAUGGAAAUCAAAGCAUACCCCACACUGUUUUACAGUAGGCUGAACAAACACAGUGUAACAAAGAUAGGGGAGAUGGGGUAUACAGGUGCCCCCGACCUUUAAUACCAAGAUGCAGUUAUUUAUUCUUCCCAUCAUUCCAUUGACUCAUCUGGUGGCAAAUCCCUGGGUUGCUCAUGGCUUCUUUCGAUUUUCGAUGUCAAAACUUCCCAGUUGUAAAAUCUGUUAACCAAGGAAGAAGAAAAAACCGUGUUAUUUUGGUGUGUUUGUUAUACCUGGUUUUGUUAUGACUUUCAGAAUAAACCGACAUCCAACUUGUUAUACCUUCAAAAAGAAUUACAAUGGAAGUUUUGACCUCCCCAUGAGCAUAUCCACUGAGAGCUUUAACAAUGUCAGUUUUCAUGCAAAAAAAGGGCGUUUUGUGACAUGUCUCUAGUAUGCCAUGUGACCACGAGUCAUGUGACCAUCUUUCACUCACUCAUCUAUCACUGUUCGUUUUCGCCAUGCAUCAUCUACACAUUGUGUCUGCACAGCUUUCCCGUAUGCCUGUGAUGUCUGUAUGUACAUAAUAUGUAUAUUUAUAGCAAAAAUGAAAUUGUAUAUAUGACUGUUAUUACUUCUAUACUAUUAAUACUAUUGGUAUUUCUCGAUAUCAUUAAAUAAAGAGGUCACAAUCACUUAUUUUUUCAAAUUUGAA